AUGCACAUCCGAUAUCACACCAUGAUCCAAGCGGGAUCGAGUUCAAUAUAUCGAUGUUCUGGCAUCAGAGCGGUUAUCGCGUUGUUGGCCCGAUGUUCAGUUCGAGACAACUCCCUCUCAGGUCUUCAACUCCGGGAGACUCUCUCAGAGCUCGUUCACGGCGCCAACACAAUCCUCCACCAUGGACUAUCGACGGGUAGAAACUUCUGUGCCUCCAAGUACCUACUCAUAUCAAAGGACUGGGACGUGGCAUUCAAUGAAGGGGAUAAUUCGGUCGAGGAUCUUAAGGCUAGGACUGAUGAGCCAGUUCUUGCGCUUUUUGAAGGCGGGGAGCCAGUGGUCCUUACUAGGAUCAACCCAGUAUCAACUACCACAGCGCCCAACCAUGUUGAGCCAAAUUACAAUGGCCUAAUGAGACCGGAGCAGCCAGCUGGCCCGCAGAACCGGUAG
Fusarium redolens is the source of this 450-nucleotide messenger RNA. RefSeq lists its product as uncharacterized. NCBI's taxonomy places the organism in Eukaryota, Fungi, Ascomycota, Sordariomycetes, Hypocreales, Nectriaceae. The record is from RefSeq and is a predicted model, not a curated record. The transcript has a single exon. Bases 1 to 450 code for a protein of 149 amino acids.